ACCAAGACGGCGCGAAAAUGGCGAGAGGAGAAUGGUAUGAAAAAGAUGGCAUGGCUACCUAACCCUUCUGAUUUGAAUCCCAUUGAAAACAUCUGGUGGAUCAUCAGGAGGCGCCUUAACAAGCUGCCCAAAAAGUCCACUGGCAAGCAAGAGAUGAUGGAGAUGAUCAAGGAAAUAUGGGACUCCAUUACACCAGAAGAGAUACGAGCCUUGGUCACUACCAUGAACUCUGGAAUCCGAAAGGUGCUGGAGGUGGAUGGUGGCUCGAUCGAUUAUUGA
Messenger RNA from Gamsiella multidivaricata, 279 nucleotides. RefSeq lists its product as uncharacterized. The transcript has a single exon. The record is from RefSeq and is a predicted model, not a curated record. The annotation marks the transcript as partial. Lineage: Eukaryota; Fungi; Mortierellomycota; Mortierellomycetes; Mortierellales; Mortierellaceae. Gene Ontology annotation, molecular function: nucleic acid binding.